Drosophila ananassae is the source of this 1455-nucleotide messenger RNA. RefSeq lists its product as uncharacterized. The coding region runs from base 243 to 1364 and encodes 373 amino acids. The record is from RefSeq and is a predicted model, not a curated record. NCBI's taxonomy places the organism in Eukaryota, Metazoa, Arthropoda, Insecta, Diptera, Drosophilidae. The transcript has 2 exons.
CCGGCGGGUUGAAAGGAGAAUCAUUCGGCGUUUCAACCUCAAGGAGAACGGAUACAUCCUCCAGAGAAACGUGCAACGGGCGAGAAUAUCCGUAGUUCCAAAAUAUCCGUAAACUAUUCUUUUUUUUUUCGGUUGAGCAACAAAAUCAGUGAGAAGAGAAAUCAAAGAAAUAUUGAAACCUAUUGAAAAGCACCCACUACUCCAAAAAAAAUUUAACAAAAAGGAGCUCCAACCGAGAAAAGAUGCUCAAGUGGGCCGUCAACCAGCCGAGACCUUCCUACUUGGCCAGGGAUGAGCUGCUCCUGGCCGGGGCCACUGAGUCCAAGGGAGUUACCAGCUACAGCGAGUUCCACGCCCUCCGGGGCAAGCUGAAGAGGAAGUCCUUGAGCGCCAUAGUGCCGGGCCAGGGCAAGGAGAACCAGAUGACCUCCACUCCGCUGCCGGCCAGCUCGCUGCUGCCGCGGACUCCGCUGCUCAAGGACCUCAGCAACAUCCUGGCCACUCCCACGCCUCAGGUGGAGCUAGGAGCAGCAUCUGCAACCCAAGGAGCGCCCAAGUACGCCUGCACGCUGCCCACCUUCGAGGCGGAGUACUCCCCGAGCUCCGUCAUCCCGGGGCCUCUGAUCGCCCUGCGCGGAGUGGGAAUCCCGGACAGCUACUUCGAGAAGCCGCGCUACCUGGAGCAGAAGCCCCUCCCCGCCCCCAGCCAGCCCAGGACCAACCAGACCCUGUCCUCCAGCCAGAUGGGAGACGUGACCCUGGAGAGGAUGAUCGACGCCAUCCUGGAGAGCAACCGGAAGACCACCAACAUCCGACCGCCCAGGCAGCACAGGCACCGACACCCCCUGCACCACCUGAGGGGCACCACCUCCUCCGCCGCCACCCACUCGCCCACCUACCGCCCCGCCUUCGACCCCGCCAGCGACCUGCGGGAGUACUGGAAGUCGCCCUCGCAGCGGGAGGCCUCCCUGACGAGGUUCGAGGAACGGGAGGUGUGCUCCCCCGCACGCAAUCCCGGCCAGAGCCGCAAGCGGCACUCCCUGCAGGUGCUGCGGAGGCAGCGGGUGGUGCGGCGCAAGCGGAAGAUCACCACCAAGAUCUCCUCCAGCGUCCGGCAGUCGGCCCAGAAGCUCCUGGCCGCCGCCAAGUCGGGAGGGGGAGGAGGUCCUGGGACCAAGAGGCGCCACAUCAGCCCGGACAGCGGGCACAACUCCACCACCGACCUGGAGGAGGAGGAGCAGGCCGGACUGGGUGGCGAGGAGUUGGAAGCAGCCUGCCACUUGGAGGGCAUGUGGCUGCCCUCCCACCCGGCUAGGGAUGCCACCAAGAGAAGGCUCAGCUUUUCGCUGGCAGAUCACAGCUGAUCCUUCUGGACUAUUACUAUUUUUUUUUGCAUUUUUUUUACUAGCCUUAAGAAUAUUUUUUUGUCGUGGAAUAAAUCAUUUUUAUGCAAAA